Oppiella nova is the source of this 2760-nucleotide messenger RNA. NCBI's taxonomy places the organism in Eukaryota, Metazoa, Arthropoda, Arachnida, Sarcoptiformes, Oppiidae. The record is from the annotation of a GenBank genome assembly.
AUGAAGUUGUCCUACCGGUUGGGACAGGUGUUGGGGUCGGUGUACAGCUCGGGGACCCUGGAGUUCGUGCCGUCCGGUGACCGACUGGUGAGUCCGGUGGGCAAUAAGCUGGUGAUGUAUGACCUGAAGAGUGGUAAGAGUGAGGCCCUGGCCGUGGAGGUCGAGUACAAUGUGAUGAACGUGUGUUUGAGUCCAAACGGAUCCCUGUUGUUGGUGUCCACACAAAACACUCAAAUCUAUUUGAUAUCAUUAAUGAGUGGAUCUGUUUUGCAACGAAAGGACUUCAAACGGAUCGGACAAACCAUUAAUGACCUGAAGUUCAGUCCCGACGGCAAGUAUUACGCGGUUUGCGGUUCACAACAAGUGGUCGUCUAUUUGUCGCCCGGAGUUGUCCUCAAAGGUUGCGGACGACAGCUCUCGGCCUUCAAGACUCACAAAAUCAUUAAAUCGUCUUUCGAUGAGACCUGUUGUCUGUCGUGGAGUUCAGACUCUAAGCUAUUGCUAAUCGGAAGCAAAGACUACAUCAUAAGAGUGUAUCCAAUCGACCGCCGCAUCCAGAAUAUGGGCCAAUCGGUGACACUAUCGGGACAUACGGACCAAAUCGUGUCCGCAUUCUUCUCGAACAGCUCUCCCAAUGAACUGAGUAUUUAUAGCAUCAGUAGAAACGGACAGUUGUUUGUUUGGGACUCCAAUUACUCGAGUCUCGAAGAGUUCUCGACACCAAACGAAGACAAACAAUUGUUGAGAUAUUCAAAAGAAAAGAGUCAUUACUUGAACACCGAUUUGCAGAAGACUUACUCAACACUACGGCUCACGGCUUCCCAAUACAACCCGAAACUCAAACUAUUGGUCGUCGGCUUCAGUAACGGCUCAUUCAUGUUGUAUGAGAUGCCGGACAUCACUCUUAUUCAUUCCCUCCAACUCUCGAAUAACGGUUCCAUAAGUAGUAUUGCUGUCAACCCUUCAGGUGAAUGGAUAGCAAUUGGUUCGGCAAUCAAUUCGGGCAACAAAUAUGACAUCGAGAAUGAGCUGAACUCCGAGUCCCAACUAUUAGUGUGGGAGUGGGAGAGCGAGUCAUUCAUAUUGAAACAGAGCGGCUAUUCUACUGGUGUCACCAAUUUGUGCCAAAGUAUUGCAUACUCUCCUGACGCCACUAUACUGGCCAGCGGUGGAACCGAUGGCAAAGUGAAGAUUUGGAACACAUUCAGCGGAUUUUGUAUUUCCACAUUCAAUGAACAUAAGGGACCCGUCACUGCUCUAGAGUUCGUUCCCGGAAAGAAUGGCAAAGUCUUGAUCUCAGCCUCACUCGAUGGUUGUGUUAAAGCUUUCGAUCUGAACCGUUACCGCAAUUUCCGGACCCUAACGGCGCCCUCGGAGUCAAAGCCCGCACAGUUCAUAAGCCUCGCCGUCGACCAAUUGGGCGGAGAUUUUAUUGCCUGCGGCUCACAGAAUAUGUUUGAGAUAUUCUUGUGGUCACUACAGACCGGAAGAUUGCUGGAGAGUCUUUCAGGACACGAAUCUCCAGUUUCUGGUCUAAAGUUUUCUCCGACAUCUAACACAUUAGUCUCGUGUUCUUGGGAUCAAACGAUCCGUAUAUGGGGUUUGUUUGAAGGGUCCAAAUGUACGCGAGAAGUGGUUCGUUUGGGAAGCGAUGCUCUGGCCAUUGCGUUCAGAGGUGAUGGACAGCAGAUCGCAGUGUCCACUCUAAGCGGUGACAUUUGUUUCUUUGAUCCCCAAACCGGUCAACAAAUGGGUGUUGGCAUCGAAGGGCGCAAUGAUUUGGGAACCGCUCACUACGAACGCGAACUCGUCUCCGAUAAGAAUAAAUACUUCUCGACUCUUCAGUAUUCAGUGGACGGAACGUAUAUUAUGGGCGCCGGGAAGUCGAAACACAUUUGCAUCUAUCAUGUCAUGGAGAAAAUGUUGGUUAAGAAGUUUACCAUCACAUGGAAUCUGUCAAUGGAUGGACUCUACGAUUAUAUCAGUUCCAGAAAAUUGUCAGAAUUUGGAUUUAAUUUAUCGCUCAUCAAAGACAGGGAUCAGGAGUCCAGUUAUGCCUCCAUAUCUCUGCCCGGAGUCGCCAAAAGUGAUUUUAGUGACCGCUCUGUGAACCCAAUAAUAGCUGUGUUUGACAUAAAAUUCUCGCCAACGAUGAGGACCUUUGCGUUCGCGUCCACCGAAGGGAUUAUGAUCUAUACGUUAGACAAAUGCAAUGCUUUCGAUCCCUUCCAACUCGAACAACACAUAACUCCUAAUUCUUGUCGACUAUUACUCGAUGCCAACCAAUUCUGUGAGGCUUUAAUGCAAGCCUUGAAACUCAAUGACCAGAAAUUGACUGAAGAAGUGAUCGAAAGGGUUCCCAUCGAAGAGAUACCAUUUAUUUGCUUAACACUUGCCGACAAUUAUGUGGAAAAGUGUUUGAAAUCUAUAGCUAUAGGCCUGCAGUCGACAAAACACAUUGAAUUCUAUCUGAAAUGGUGUCAAACGCUUCUCUCCCAAAACGGAACUACUCUUAAGACUAAUAGUAGUGUCGAAGUAAUGGCUCCGACUUUACGACUCCUUCAGCACAACCUGACCACACAUUUCGACGGUCUGUCCAAAGUGUGUGAACACAACAAAUAUAUGUUGCGAUUCAUUCAAGUCUUGUCCACACAUAACACCUCAACGGAUCAACCCAUGGAUCACAACCACAGCGAAGACAAUGAGGACAACGAAGACGAAGAACCUAAUGACAGCCAAUCGGACUCGGAUUCGCAAUAA